This is a messenger RNA of Penicillium egyptiacum, 1269 nucleotides long. The record is from the annotation of a GenBank genome assembly. NCBI's taxonomy places the organism in Eukaryota, Fungi, Ascomycota, Eurotiomycetes, Eurotiales, Aspergillaceae.
AUGACCUGGCCUGACGUCUCCGUUAAGCCCGCCGAGGGCGUCUCAUACUUCACCCCUAGCCAGAGCCCCCCGGCAGGCUCAGCUCGCAAUCCUCAAACGAGCGGAAAGCCCAUUCCCAAGCUAUUUAAGCCUCUCACCGUCAGAGGAGUGACUUUCCAAAAUCGUCUUGGUCUGGCGCCUAUGUGCCAAUACAGCGCUGAAGACGGCCACAUGACCGCCUGGCACAUGGCGCACUACGGCGCCAUUGCCCAGCGCGGACCAGGAAGCAUGAUCAUCGAAGCAACCGGUGUUGUCCCCGAAGGCCGCAUCACUCCCGGCUGCCUGGGUCUCUGGAAGGACUCGCAGAUCGCGCCUCUGAAGCAGGUCGUUGAGUUUGCACACAGCCAAGGCCAGAAAAUCGGUAUCCAGCUCGCACACGCCGGCCGCAAGGCGUCGACGGUGGCGCCUUGGCUUGGCGGUGUUGUCGCGAACAACUCUGUCGGCGGUUGGACCGAUAACGUCAAGGCUCCCAGCGCCAUUCCCUUUGCUGAGGGCGAUCCUGUCCCCAUUGCCAUGACCCAGGACGAUAUCGCCGAGGUCAAGACUGCCUGGGUUGCUGCUGUUAAGCGUGCUAUUGCUGCUGGCUGUGAUUUCAUCGAGAUCCACAACGCUCAUGGUUACCUCCUCUCGUCUUUCCUGAGCGCCUCUUCCAACAAGCGCACCGAUAACUACGGUGGCAGCUUCGAGAACCGUAUUCGUCUGUCCUUGGAGAUCGCUCAGUUGACCCGUGACGCUGUCGGUGAUGAUGUGCCCGUCUUCCUGCGUGUGUCGGCUACCGACUGGCUCGAGAACAGCAUGCCAGAUGAGAAGGGCUGGAAGCUUGAGGACACAGUUGAGUUCGCUCGCGCGCUUGCUGCGCAGGGAUGUGUCGAUCUGAUCGAUAUCAGUACUGGUGGUGUGCACUCUGCUCAGAAGGUUACCUCUGGUCCUGGUUUCCAGGUUCCUUACGCUGCUGCUGUCAAGAAGGCUGUCGGGGAUAAGAUGCUUGUUGCUGCUGUUGGUAUGAUCAACAGCGGAAACUUGGGAGAGAAGAUUCUUAACGAUGAUGAUCUUGAUGUCAUCCUUGUUGGUCGUGCCUUCCAGCGUGAUACUGGUCUCGCUUGGCAGUUUGCUAAGGACUUGGAUGUUGAGAUUGCCAUGGCUGCACAGAUUCGCUGGGGUUUCACCAGCUUCCGCAAUGCGUCCGAGUAUAUUCAGCCGAACUCUAUGAAGGCUUCCAUUUUUGAUUAG